AUGACUACUCAAUUUCCAAAAGAUUCUAUAAUUGAUGAUUUAAAAUCACUUGUAAAAGAACCUGAUGAGACCGUAACGGAAAAUUACAUUGUUGAUUUUUUAAAUUCACGAUUUACAGAAUUAGAAGACUUGGAAAACAUUAAUUCCAUAUUAGAUGUUUUAAAUGAUGAACAUCAAGUUUUGAAUGAAAAGUUUAUUCAAAUACAUAGUGAAACAUCAGAAACUUUAAAAUAUUCCCUUUCCUCGUUUAAUGCCACAGUAACAGAACUUGAAAACCUUCAAUCCACAAGAUUGGAAUUGGGUGAUUGGCUGGCAUCCCAAUUCGAAAUAUUUGAUAAUGGACAUUUUGGUUCAAAAAAAAAAGAUGAUUUGUUGGAUGAAUUAAUCAAACUACAACGUCAAGUUUAUGGAUUAGGAAAAUCCAAAAAAUACAUGAAAAUAUUGGUAAUAGCUGAUGAAUUGAGCAAUCAAGCAAAACAAUUGGUCGAAAAGUCUCCACAAAAAGCACUUGUACCUUACACUCAACUUAUGCAACUUGCACAUAAGAUUAAAUAUAAAAAUGAACAAGUGGGUUACUCAAUAAAAAAUUUAGAUGCUUUUUUGCAACAAAAUGUUGAUGCUUUAUGGGAUGAUAUGAAGAGUAGAUUAUCAAAAAAAUUUCAACAAACACUUGAUUCACUUAACUGGCCUACUCCAAUAUAUUUAUCUGAUAAUUCAAUCACCUCUGAUAAUUUAUCAGCAUUUAUCAAUGCUUUUAUGGAUUUACUUAUAUUACAACAACCAAUUGAGUCGAUGACUGAUCCAAAGUAUUUAGAGCCAGGCUCUUCUUCUAAAGAAAACAGCAACAGUAACAAUAAUAGUAAGGCAGAAGGACUUCCACCUCUUAUACCAAUUCAAAUAAUGGGAAAAAAGAAUGGAAGGGAUGUGUUGAUGUUUUCACAGGAAAAAAAGAAUGGUUUAAAGCAUGGCUCAAAGUUGAAAAAAGCUGUAGUUGCUGAGGCUCGUUAUGAUGAGAUAAUGCAUUCUGAAGAUGCAUGGGAAAUAGAGGAUGAAGAUGGGGCGGAAGAUGAAUUUAAGCCUACAAAGUCUGCAAAAAAAUUGAUGAAUUUAUUGGAAUUAGUUACAAGUCGUUAUAAAUUGUUGCCUUUGUUUCAUAACCGUAUACGAUUUCUUGUUGAUAUUCAAGCUGAAUUAUUAAUAUCGUAUGCACAUAGGAUUGAUUCUGCUGUUGAUGCAUUUGAAAAUUUGGGGUAUUCGUUUGUAAGGGCUGUUCCUAACACUUCUAGCACUGAAGGAAAGUUUACUAGUAGUAUUGAAGGCUUGAAAAGGUUAUGUAGGUGGUUGAAUAGUGCUGGAUACGUAAGCCGAACAAUUAAAGAAUGGGGUGAAGAUGCGUUUUUUCUUGAAUUAUGGCAUGAAGUGACAGUACGUGCAGCACGAGAUACUGGCACAUCUCCAUUAUCCUCGCCAACAUUUCCUGAUGGUAUUACUGAUAAAUCAUCUGCAAACAAAGUAGAAGUACAAAUAACUGUUGAUGAAGGAACUGUUUUUGAUGAUCCGGCUGGCUUAUUUGAUCAUUCUUUUGAAAGAAUUCAAGCAAUAAUAGUAAAAAAUGUUUCCAAAGAAUUUUUGAAUGGAUUGAAAGUUUAUAGUAAAAACAGUAAUAAUAAUAGCAAUACUGUUCUUCUUGAAUUAUCACCGGAUCUUUAUGCCCCUCUUUCUGAUCUUGCACAAUCAUUUAACUUUUUAUCGAAUAAUCUACCAACAAGAAUUUUCAAAUUAAUAUUCAAAGAAGUUUCUGAGGAAUUGCAGGGUUACAUUUGGGAUCGUAUUCUUAUGCGAAACCAAUUUUCUGAAAUGGGCGGAUUCCAAUUUAAAGCUGAUAUGGAAAAGGGAUUAUUCUUUAUUGGGAAAAGAUGGGUGAAAAAACCAGAAAAUUAUUUCAAGAGGAUAAAAGAAGCUUGUAUUUUGUUGACCCUUCCAUCUAAAAAGAAUAUUAAGCCGACAGUUAAUCAUGAUAACAAUGAUGAAGACAAAAGAUCAAAACAAAACUCAUUGUCAUAUGUGACUUCAAUACUUUAUAAUGAAGAAGUAGAACCUAUAGAGAUAACUAGAAUGUUGGAAAAUCUAGGUAUUCAUCAUCUGUCAGCUAAAGAAGCAAAGGAUAUUGUUGAAAGAAGAAUUGAAUGUUGGAAAUAA
Entrophospora sp. SA101 is the source of this 2199-nucleotide messenger RNA. The record is from the annotation of a GenBank genome assembly. Lineage: Eukaryota; Fungi; Glomeromycota; Glomeromycetes; Entrophosporales; Entrophosporaceae.